AUGUCAGACAACAAGCCACAGAUCCAGAAAUCCCAAAGACCAAGCUGGAUAAAUGCCCCCCAAAAACACACCUACGCGUAUCAUUUCCGAAUUGAAGAAAUCAAAGGGAUAGUGGGGAUAAUCCAUGCUGUAUCUCAGUUUGUUUUUGUCAUUAACCUGCCCUUUUGUGGCCCUAAUGAAGUAGAUAGUUUUUACUGUGAUUUUCCUCGCGUCAUGAAACUUGCUUGUGUAGACACUUACAAAUUGCAGUUCAUGGUCACUGUUAACAGUGGGUUUAUCUGUGUGGGUUCCUUCUUCAUACUCCUCAUCUCCUACGUCUUCAUCCUUUUUUCUGUUUGGAAACAUUCCUCCGGUGGCUCAUCCAAGGCCGUUUCCACCCUGUCAGCUCACAUCACUGUGGUCCUUUUGUUUUUUGGUCCAACCAUGUUUGUCUAUACAUGGCCACAUCCCAAUUCCCAAAUGGACAAAUUUCUUGCCCUGUCUGAUGCAGUUAUCACUCCUUUUCUGAAUCCAGUCAUCUACACGCUCAGGAAUAAAGAGAUGAAGGCAGCAGUGAAGAGAACUUUCAGACCAUUAAUGAUUUUUAGGAAGAUUUCAUAA
Messenger RNA from Puma concolor (puma), 600 nucleotides. RefSeq names its product olfactory receptor 4F3/4F16/4F29-like. Gene Ontology annotation, molecular function: olfactory receptor activity; G protein-coupled receptor activity. Gene Ontology annotation, biological process: G protein-coupled receptor signaling pathway. The record is from RefSeq and is a predicted model, not a curated record. Gene Ontology annotation, cellular component: membrane. NCBI's taxonomy places the organism in Eukaryota, Metazoa, Chordata, Mammalia, Carnivora, Felidae.